AUGACGGAAGUAUCAACAGAUCGCCGUUUCACACAGGAGGAAGGACAAAAAUUGUACUUCGAUGUUCUGAAUGACGAUGUGAUUCAGGAGAUCAUAUCAAACAUCCAUCCUCGUAAACUCUUUCCUUUCAUGAGGACGUGCAGGAAUGUCUAUGCUGCGGCGCUUCCACGACUGCUCGAAGAGUUCCGCCUCAUUCAUAACUCAUGGGACGUUGAUCGGCUUCUUCAAUAUUGCAACUUCAUGCUCGCAGAUUCCCCAGGUCGUAUACUGCACUUGAGAAGAUUGAGUAUCUGGGAUGCUUCUGCUCUCUCCCAGUCUGGAGCCGCGACAUACUCCUUGUCCCAAGUCGUCCGGCGCGCUACUCGUCUUGAAUCAAUAUCGGUCCAGAUGCCCGACUCUUUUUUUGAGACAUAUCCUGUCCUUGCGGGUGCUUUGCGGGUACCUCCUGGCGUUCAAUACCUGGAAUUGUUCUCAGAUGGAUGCAAGACGUACGAAUUAUUAUCCAAGAUGGCUAGCCGGCCCCGAGAAAUCAAUCUCUCUAACUUGAGUGGAUACAACCACGGCCUACUGCUCCGCCCUUUCAUCGAUUCCUUGCAGGUACUCCGCAUCAGCGGUCAUUCUUCAUUCUAUACUGGCAGUCUCGUCUGGCCUUGGGUUCACACUUUGGAGGUGGGAUGUUGCGUCGACCUUUCCGAACUGUCGCAUGCAUUCCCCGCAGUCCGUUAUCUAGACCUAACUGUCUCUGCGGAAUACUCCUGGCGUGAAGAGGACAGUAUUGCCUGGGAGAAUAUGGAUCGCAUUCACGUUGGGUCCUUCCACGCUACGCUCUUUCCAUGCAGUGCCCGUCACCUCGACUUGUAUGAGUGGGAGUCAUAUCCUAAUAUCGUGUCCUAUGUCCAGCGUUGUUCUCCGAUCGUGCUGUCAUGCGUCGUCUCGGACAUAGCGGAAUGCCUGACGCAAAUAGCACAAGCAGCCCCUCACGUGCAGUAUUUAAUUCUCCGUGGUGGCUUCCGACGUUUGCGGCAUCGAUUAUUCGAAAGAGCUGUUGUGGAACACACACUCCUUCUGGGUGCCCUGUCGCUCGUCGGUCUGUCAUUGAUUGGCACGAGAGAGAUAUAUAUAUCUGCACCCUCGCAUGUCCUUGAUUCUACUUAUCAAGGAUUGGCAAGACAGGUAGCUGGAAAUGUUCCAUCCUUGGAGUACAUCAUAAUUGGUGGAUGUCAUUAUCGCGGCACUUUUCAUGUGAAGUCUCGUGCCGGAGGGAUUCUGCCUGAGGUCGAGCAGCUUCCAGAAUCAAUGGCGCACGUAGUAGAGCGUCAGUUGCUUGACAUUGGUCGAGUGUAA
Molecule: messenger RNA, 1344 nt
Organism: Sparassis crispa
Lineage: Eukaryota; Fungi; Basidiomycota; Agaricomycetes; Polyporales; Sparassidaceae
Exons: 3
Coding region: 1-1344 (447 amino acids)
Source: RefSeq, a predicted model, not a curated record